Tetrahymena thermophila SB210 is the source of this 561-nucleotide messenger RNA. RefSeq lists its product as hypothetical. The record is from RefSeq and is a predicted model, not a curated record. Lineage: Eukaryota; Ciliophora; Oligohymenophorea; Hymenostomatida; Tetrahymenidae. The transcript has a single exon.
AUGUUAUAUUGCAUCACUCUCCUUUUACUGAUUAAUUUAAAAGUAAUUAAAAUAUCUAACCAGAAAUUGAGUAAAAUCAAUAGGUUUUAUCACCUUUUGAUUAAAAUAUAGGUAAUAGAAAAAGAAAAAAAAAAAAAUUCCUAAAGUUACAGACAUAACAAACCCAAAAAAACUUAAAUCUAUUUUAAGAAUAAAAUAUUGAAACGAACUAAGAGAAAGUCGAAUCCAAUUAAAUACAAAUAAUUAAAUAAUAAUCAAGUUCUAAUAGUGUUGAAAAAAUAAAAACUCAAGCAUGCUCAUAAAGCUAGAUAAAAUAAGUUUUAGAUGAAGAGGAAAUUUAAUAAAUUAAUGUUUAUUUGUAACUUCCUAAAACAAAAAAAAUAGCCAUUUUUCAUUAAUUUUUUAGUAUUUUUUACAUUUUUGAUGACAACCUUCAACGUCCAUUAAGAUUCACUCUGCUUUACUUAAAAACAAUACACACAUUAGUUAUUUCAAUACUAUUUUAAGGUUAUAAUAUGCUCAUAUAGCAGGUACUAAUAGCAAUAAUUAAUAGCUCAUUGA